This is a messenger RNA of Arachis stenosperma, 2255 nucleotides long. RefSeq names its product transmembrane 9 superfamily member 3. Gene Ontology annotation, cellular component: membrane. NCBI's taxonomy places the organism in Eukaryota, Viridiplantae, Streptophyta, Magnoliopsida, Fabales, Fabaceae. Gene Ontology annotation, biological process: protein localization to membrane. The record is from RefSeq and is a predicted model, not a curated record. Bases 213 to 1991 code for a protein of 592 amino acids. The transcript has 7 exons.
GUCACCUCACUCACCCCUCUUCAAUUUUAUUUUUUGGUUCCUUCUUCCUUCGCUUCGUUUCUUUGUGUGUGUUUAUUAACCCCUUUGCUUCUUCUCUUCCCUUUCGUCUUUUCUCUUCAAACCUUCUCUUCUCUCUCUUUCUCUCUCUGACCCUUCUCUUCGUAAAUCGAAGAGGUGGAAGAAAAAGAAGAAGAAGAAACUAAAACACAACAAUGAGGAAGAAUCAUCACCUGCUUCCUCUUCUGUUGCUCUCACUCACCUUCCUCUCAUUCUCCACCGUCAGAUCCGAUUCCUCAGAUCACAGAUACAAGGAAGGAAAUAUCGUCCCUCUAUACGCAAACAAAGUUGGCCCUUUCCACAACCCAAGUGAGACAUAUCGAUAUUUUGAUCUACCAUUCUGCCUGCCAGAUGAUUUGAAGGAGAAGAAAGAAGCUCUUGGUGAGGUCUUAAACGGUGACCGUUUAGUUAGUGCUCCUUACAAGUUAGAGUUCCAGCAGGAUAAGGACUCCGUGCCAGUUUGCAAGAAGACACUGAAGAAGGAAGAUGUGGCCAAGUUCCGAGCAGCAGUUCGCAAAGACUACUACUUCCAGAUGUACUAUGAUGACUUGCCCAUUUGGGGUUUCAUUGGGAAAGUUGAUAAGGAGGGAAAGGAUCCAAGUGAUUACAAGUACUACCUGUACAAGCACAUUCACUUUGACAUAUAUUAUAACAAUGAUCGCGUCAUUGAGAUCAAUGUGCGAACGGAUCCAAAUGCACUUGUGGAUGUCACGGAGGAUAAUGAGGUUGAGGUGGAGUUCUUGUAUACUGUGAAGUGGAAGGAGACUAACACCCCCUUCGAGAAGCGGAUGGAUAAGUACUCACAAUCUUCAUCGCUACCCCAUCAUUUGGAAAUCCACUGGUUCUCGAUUAUCAACUCAUGUGUGACGGUCCUGCUGCUGACUGGUUUCCUUGCAACAAUUCUGAUGCGGGUCCUUAAGAAUGACUUUGUCAAGUAUGCCCAUGAUGAGGAAGCUGCUGAGGACCAAGAAGAGACUGGUUGGAAAUAUAUUCAUGGAGAUGUAUUUAGAUUUCCAAAAUACAAGUCUCUAUUUGCUGCUGCCCUUGGAUCUGGUACCCAAUUGUUUACCCUUACGGUAUUCAUAUUCAUCUUGGCACUUGUUGGAGUCUUUUACCCAUACAACCGAGGUGCUCUGUUUACCGCACUUGUUGUCAUUUAUGCGCUCACUUCAGGAAUUGCUGGCUAUACAGCAACAUCUUUCUACUGUCAAUUAGAAGGAUCAAACUGGGUUAGGAAUCUUCUAUUGACUGGAUGCCUCUUCUGUGGACCAUUGUUUCUCACAUUUUGCUUCCUGAACACUGUUGCAAUUGUUUACAAUGCCACUGCGGCCCUCCCAUUUGGUACAAUUGUGGUUAUAGUUCUGAUAUGGACACUUGUCACAUCUCCUUUGCUUGUGUUGGGUGGGAUUGCUGGGAAGAAUAGCAAGGCUGAAUUUCAGGCUCCCUGCCGUACAACCAAGUAUCCAAGGGAGAUUCCACCUUUGCCAUGGUAUCGGGGAACAAUUCCCCAGAUGGCAAUGGCCGGGUUUUUGCCCUUCAGUGCAAUAUACAUUGAACUAUACUAUAUAUUUGCCAGUGUUUGGGGUCACAGGAUUUACACCAUCUACAGUAUACUGUUCAUUGUCUUCAUCAUUCUCUUGAUUGUUACUGCUUUCAUUACUGUGGCAUUAACGUACUUCCAGCUUGCUGCUGAGGAUCACGAGUGGUGGUGGAGAUCAUUCCUCUGUGGUGGUUCAACUGGCUUAUUUAUAUACGCCUACUGUCUGUAUUACUACUACGCUCGCUCGGACAUGUCUGGAUUCAUGCAGACGUCAUUUUUCUUUGGAUACAUGGCAUGCAUAUGCUAUGGUUUCUUCUUGAUGCUUGGAACUGUCGGAUUCCGCGCGGCUUUACUCUUUGUCCGCCACAUAUAUCGAUCCAUCAAGUGCGAGUAAGACAUUUUGUCCUGACCGAUCAUCAUCACAGGUCCUUUAGAAGAGCUGUUGUCUUCAUUUCAUAGGCAUUCUGUAGAAAAUUAUAGUAAUUUUGGUGUUCCUUUCUGUACUAUAAGGGGAAGCUGGGUUGGGUUGGGUUGGUUCGGGGUUGUUUCUAGCUUCCAGUUGUUAGAUCACCACAAAGGGUGCUUUUGGAAAAAACGUCUGUACUACCAUAUCUUUAACCAAACACUUGCAAUACCUUCAUUUUCCUCUAUUUUUGAA